AUGCUCACAAAAGCCUUCACUACUGCCGCCAUGGCUUUGGCCUGCGCUGGCAUGGUUUCCGCACAAACUUUCACCGAAUGCAACCCUUUGAAGAAGACUUGCCCUCCUAACCCUGCUUUUGGAGACGCCAAGGUCGAAUGUGACUUGGCCAAGGGCGAAUGCGGUGCUUUCCACAACAUGAUUGCCACAGAAAUCAAGUACAGCGAGCGAGGUGCUCUUUUCCGCAUCAACAAGGAGACCGAGGCUCCCACAAUCCGAUCAGACAACUACCUCUUCUUCGGCCGUGUCGACGUUGUUGUCCAGGCUGCCAAGGGUCAGGGCAUCGUUACCAGCGCCGUUCUUCAGUCUGAUGACCUCGACGAGGUGGACUGGGAGUGGGUUGGAGGUGAUGAUGCUCAGGUCCAGUCCAACUACUUCAGCAAGGGUGACACCACCACCUACGACCGUGCUCAGUACCACGCCGUCGCUGCUCCUCUGACCACUACUCACAAGUACUCUCUUGAGUGGACAUCCACCAAGAUCGACUGGCUCAUUGACGAUGUCGUUGUUCGAACCCUCAACGCUGCCGAUGCCAAGGGCACCGCCGGUUUCCCCCAGACCCCCAUGCAGGUCAAGAUGGGCACCUGGGUCGCCGGUGGCAAGAACAGCAACGAGGGAACUCGAGAGUGGGCAGGCGGCUACACAGACUUCAAGCAGGCUCCCUUUGAUGCUUACUACCGCAGCAUCACCAUCGUCGACUACGCUGGAAAGGACGCCCCUGGCCAGAGCUCUGGUGCCAAGGAGUACGUCUGGACCGACAAGUCUGGUGACUGGGAGAGCAUCGAUGUCAAGAAGACUCUGUCCGAUACCGACGGCGAGGACAAGACCAGCGCCAGCACCACUGUCACCAAGGCUACCCAGACUGCUCAGCCUACCAAGACCAAGACCGCUGAGCACACCUCCACUGUUAUUGAGACAACCAGUGCUGUUGUGACCAAGACCAAGACCGCCGAGCAAGAGUCCAAGACUCACGAGACUCAGACUGAGUCUGCCAAGGAGACCAAGGAGACUAAGAUCACCGAAGUUGCUACCACCUUCUCCACUGCCACUGCUGUCGCCAGCACCACCGUUGCUUCCGAGGAGGCUGCUGCUACAGCCACUGAAGAUUCCAGCGCCAGCCCUGACUCUGGUGUCAACUCUGGUGCUGCUGUUGACAAGGGCACACCCUCAGGCUCUGCCACUGAAGGAGCUCCUAGCGACACUACUCCUGUCCCUGUCAACUCUGGCUCUCGCAUGACCGGAAGCAUCAUUACUGCUUUUGCAGGUCUCGUGAUCGCCCAGAUCCUCAUCUAA
Molecule: messenger RNA, 1332 nt
Organism: Fusarium venenatum
Lineage: Eukaryota; Fungi; Ascomycota; Sordariomycetes; Hypocreales; Nectriaceae
Product: concanavalin A-like lectin/glucanase domain-containing protein
Biological process (GO): fungal-type cell wall organization; carbohydrate metabolic process
Cellular component (GO): fungal-type cell wall
Molecular function (GO): hydrolase activity, hydrolyzing O-glycosyl compounds; glycosyltransferase activity
Source: RefSeq, a predicted model, not a curated record